GACGAGCCGCCAUGGGAGGCAGUGAUUCAGAGAUGGGCGUCGUGGAAAACGCUUCUGAUCUCGUUCAAAAAGUGGCCUCAGGGGGAAUUUUUACUCCACAAGAACCAAUAGACAUCAAAAUAGGAUAUUACGCCGUGCUUAGCACCAUUUUGUUCUUCCAGCUCUUAAAUCGAGUUCUCAUCUACACCGGAGUUCCAAAGAAUGCUCAAGACGAGCCGUGGAAAUGGAGGAAUCUGUUUGUCUCCUGGGUUCACGCCCUGAUCUGCGCCAUUUGGGUGUUGAGCUGUUUCGUCGUCUUACCCGAGAUGGUGGAUGAUCUGGUGGGGCAUUACACCAUGUAUUCGUAUUUGCUUGUAUGUUUUUCUGUAGGUUACUUCAUAUAUGAUUUUGGAGAUAUCCUGGUAAAUAAACACAUGUUGAAGAUGUGGGAGGUGCAGGCACACCAUAUAGCAAUAAAUGUAACCUUUGGUUACCAUGUGCUCUACUGCACGUGUAUAGGCUACAAUGUGGUGGCUUUAUUAGCUGAGGUGAACACAGUUUUCCUCCACACACGCAAGCUUCUACAACUGUCUAAAGUAGAUUACAACCAUUGGGGGUAUCGCCUCAAUGCAGUUGUGAACAUUAUCACCUUUGUAGUAUGCCGGUUUGGAGGGCUCAUUCGUAUCUACUAUGGUAUGGCUACGGAGGCGGACCGCGUGACCCCAUUCUACUGGUGGAUGCUGGCGGCCAGUAUGUUUUGCAUGACUGUUAUGAACCCCAUUCUGCUCUGGAGGCUCUUCAAGAACGAUUUCCUCAGGUCAGACUAUAAGUAUAAGAAGCAGAGGAAUGGAAACAACAAUGAAAUAAGAGCCAAGCCAGAAAUCAAUGGAAACACAGAAGUCAAGAAUGGCUACAUGAAGGCCUCUGUCAAGUUAGAGUAAAUCAGCAAGACUUGGAUAUAUCAAAGGAGAGACACAGACACAUUUAGUUUUAUGUGAAGUUCAAGUGUGAUCAGCACAAGAUCUACUGCUGGGGGGAGUUAUGAUGGAGAAUAAUGUCAGGUAGCUGCAUGGCAGCUUUGCCAUUUCUAGAGGAAAUUCCUAGAAAAUGAGGGGACGCUUUGGUCCACCCUUGACCUAGAAGUGGAGACCCCAUUGCAGACAAAGAUAAUCAAGAAUCUGGGUGAGGGUGAAAUGGUUCAAAAGCCCCCGCUAUUUUUAGACAGACAGCUGUCCUCACAUCUAUAUGGUUGACAUGUAGAAAACUGAUAUUUUUCAAGUUUUUUAAGUGUAACAUAUAUUUGUAUUUUGAUCAGUUUAUUUGAGAAAAUAUACAAGUCUUUAGUGGCUGAGCAGUAGUUUUUUUUUGUACUGGAAUCUCGAUGACUACCAAAGUAAGUCAAGUGGAAACAGGUCAUUUUAUUUUCAGUGUCAAUAUGUAGUUUUAAUAAAUGACAGAGAAUACAAUAGAAGAAAUACACUCCAUCCGUUGUAUAUCUAGGUAGUGCAACUAGCAGAUAAACAUUUUCAACAUCUCCAUUAAUGUAUCAACUGAAUUGUAAAUAUAAAGAGCUAAGCUGAAGUAAGACCUGGUUUUAGAUAAUUUGAGAGGUACAAUAAGCUUUGAAAAUAUUUUAAUGACCAAAAUAUGAUUUAGAUUUAUUUUGAGCAUAUGAUACAUAUUUACACCGGUGAAAAAAGUUUGAAGUCCAUCUCUUUUGCAGUUUUUAGAUUGAUCUUGUGUAAAGCAUAUAUGGCAAAUUUAUAGUUUCAAAGUAAACUUAGUUUUGUUAAUGAUGUUAUGACCAUUAUGUGUCUUCAAGAUGUCACAUUUGAAACAUUUUGACAUCGAUUUUAAAGAAUUAAAAUGCUCUUUAUAAUCAUGACAAAGAUUUUGAUAAUUCGUGAAAGGUAAAAUAAAUAUUUAGAAUAAAGGCAAGAUAACUUGAUAAGUUGGAUAACGAGCAAACAAGCAAUCGGGGUUGGAGCACAUUUUUUUCAUGAUGCUUGAUGGGCAUAGCAGCUAAAAUUUGUGGUCUGUUUGUGUUUCUAUUAUUUUUUAAUUGGGUGUAUUGGUGUGUGUCAAGCAUAAAAACAAAAGGUUUUUCUUUGGGGUCAAUAAAAAAUUUCGGUUCUUGAACCUAUGCCCACUGCUUUUCUUUAAAAAAAAAAUCAGACCUGUGCCCUAAGAAUUGGGGUAGGUCACACUUGUUCACCAACUUAUCAUUUUUGUCUAACCUAAGGGUGAUUUAUCAAAAGUGUAGUCAAAAUCCACUACACACAGUAUUUGGAGCCUGUAAUUUACCUCUAUGCUUUAGAGAACCUUAGGGUGGUGUCUGUAGUAGAAAUAACACCUGUCAGCCAUCACUAAUCAUGUUGUCUAGACUCAAACAGAUUAGGAAUGGAUGUGUAAUUCAAACAUUUCUGAAGGGCUCAUCAAAAUGAAAUGAAGUGAUCAAAUUUCAGUUAUUUUUUCAAGUUUAUAUGUAUAUAUAUUUGAAAAGUGAGAUGUACCACAGGUCACAUGUGCCUUGCAGUGUUUAAGGGGGG
This is a messenger RNA of Lingula anatina, 2528 nucleotides long. RefSeq names its product TLC domain-containing protein 2. Gene Ontology annotation, biological process: plasma membrane organization; phospholipid homeostasis; regulation of membrane lipid distribution. NCBI's taxonomy places the organism in Eukaryota, Metazoa, Brachiopoda, Lingulata, Lingulida, Lingulidae. Gene Ontology annotation, cellular component: plasma membrane. The record is from RefSeq and is a predicted model, not a curated record.